Molecule: messenger RNA, 2245 nt
Organism: Acomys russatus (golden spiny mouse)
Lineage: Eukaryota; Metazoa; Chordata; Mammalia; Rodentia; Muridae
Gene: Epx
Product: eosinophil peroxidase
Exons: 12
Coding region: 92-2239 (715 amino acids)
Biological process (GO): response to oxidative stress
Molecular function (GO): peroxidase activity; heme binding
Source: RefSeq, a predicted model, not a curated record
UACUGAGGGAGAAAGGAGCAGAGGACCCGCCUGUGCAGAGUCUGUGGGUGCCACUUGCCUGCUGAGCUGCAGCAGGAGUUCCAUUUGCAAGAUGCAGCUGCUACUGGCCCUGGUAGGGGCCCUAGCCACAUUCAUCUUCACCCAGCCCUCUGAGGGCACUGCUCCAGAGUCCCCUGGUCCAGUGGAGAAUUCAGUCCUCCAAGACUGCAUAGCAGAGGCCAAGUUGCUGGUGGAUGCUGCCUACAAUCGGACACAGAAGAGCUUUACGCAGCGCCUUCGCAGUGGCUCGGCCAGCCCCAUGGACCUCCUGGCCUAUUUCAAACAGCCAGUAGCAGCCACCAAAAGAGUUGUUCAGGCUGCCGAUUAUAUGCAUGUGGCCUUAGGGCUGUUGGAAGAGAAGCUUCAGCCACUGGGAUCCAGCCCCUUCAAUGUCACCGAUGUGCUCACUGAACCACAGCUGCGCCUGCUGUCCCGGGCCAGCGGCUGUGCUCUCCAGGACCAGGCAGAGAAAUGUAGCAACAAGUAUCGAACUAUCACGGGGCGAUGUAACAACAAGAAGAUCCCCUGGCUGGGAGCCUCCAACCAGGCCCUGGCCCGCUGGCUGCCGGCUCAGUAUGAAGACCACAGGUCUCUCCCCUAUGGCUGGACCCCGGGCAAGAGGCGUAAUGGCUUCCUCCUUCCUCUCGUCCGGGCUGUCUCCAAUCAGAUUGUGCGCUUCCCCAGCAACAAGCUGACCUCAGACCAGGGCCGGGCCCUCAUGUUCAUGCAGUGGGGCCAGUUCAUCGACCAUGACUUAGACUUCUCCCCAGAGUCCCCAGCCAGAGUGGCCUUCAACAUGGGCGUGGACUGUGAGAAGACCUGUGCCCAGCUGCCUCCCUGCUUCCCCAUCAAGAUACCACCCAAUGACCCCCGCAUCACGAACCAGCGUGACUGCAUCCCUUUCUUCCGCUCUGCACCUGCAUGCCCCCAAAACAAGAACAAAGUCCGCAACCAGAUCAAUGCACUCACAUCCUUCGUGGACGCCAGCAUGGUGUACGGCAGCGAGGUCUCCCUUGCCUUGAGGCUCCGCAAUGGGACCAAUUACCUGGGGCUGCUGGCCACCAACAGGCGUUUCCAGGACAAUGGCCGAGCCCUAUUGCCUUUCGACAACCUGCACGAUGACCCCUGUCUCCUCACUAACCGCUCGGCGCGCAUCCCCUGCUUCCUGGCAGGUGACACCCGGUCAAGUGAAACCCCCAAACUGGCGGCCAUGCACACCCUGUUUGUGAGAGAACACAAUCGGCUGGCCUCGGAGCUGAGGCGCCUGAAUCCCCACUGGAGUGGAGAUAAGUUGUACAACGAAGCCCGGAAGAUCGUGGGCGCUAUGGUCCAGAUCAUCACCUACCGAGACUUUCUGCCUCUGGUUCUGGGCAAGGCCCGGAUCAGGAGAACCUUGGGUCCCUACAGAGGGUACUGCUCCAAAGUGGACCCUCGUGUCGCUAAUGUUUUCACACUGGCCUUCCGCUUUGGCCACACCAUGCUGCAGCCCUUCAUGUUCCGCCUGGACAGCCAGUAUCGGGCCUCAGGACCCGACUCCCGCGUUCCACUUAGCUCUGCAUUCUUUGCCAGCUGGCGUAUCGUAUAUGAAGGUGGCAUCGACCCUAUCCUCCGAGGUCUCAUGGCCACCCCCGCCAAGCUCAACCGGCAAGAUUCCAUGCUGGUGGAUGAGCUACGGGACAAGCUGUUUCGGCAAGUGAGAAGGAUUGGUCUGGAUCUGGCAGCUCUGAACAUGCAGCGUAGCCGAGACCAUGGGCUUCCAGGAUACAAUGCCUGGAGGCGCUUCUGUGGGCUUUCCCAGCCCCGCACCUUGGCCCAGCUUGGCCAGGUGUUAAAAAAUCAAGAUUUGGCAAGGAAGUUUCUGAGCCUGUAUGGGACACCUGACAACAUUGACAUCUGGAUUGGGGCCAUUGCAGAGCCUCUUCUGCCAGGGGCCCGAGUGGGGCCUCUUCUGGCUUGUCUUUUUGAGAACCAGUUCAGAAGAGCCAGAGAUGGAGACAGAUUCUGGUGGCAGAAAUGGGGAGUUUUCACUAAAAGACAACGCAAAGCCCUGAGACAAGUUUCUUUAUCUCGGAUCAUAUGUGACAAUACUGGUAUCACCACAGUUUCGAAGGACAUCUUCAGGGCUAACAUCUACCCACGGGGUUUUGUGAGCUGUAGCCGUAUUCCCAAGUUGAACCUGUCAGCCUGGCGAGGCAAAUGAAGCUUC